Molecule: messenger RNA, 1188 nt
Organism: Olea europaea var. sylvestris
Lineage: Eukaryota; Viridiplantae; Streptophyta; Magnoliopsida; Lamiales; Oleaceae
Product: probable ribonuclease P/MRP protein subunit POP5
Exons: 6
Coding region: 98-562 (154 amino acids)
Biological process (GO): tRNA 5'-leader removal
Cellular component (GO): ribonuclease P complex
Source: RefSeq, a predicted model, not a curated record
AAAACGCCAGACGCGCCUCAAUCACACAAUUACCAGCAGAGCCCGUUCGGCAGUUCCAACCCCGUUCCAAACGCCGCUUGUGUGAAGUUAAACCAUCAUGGUAGGCUUUAAGAAUCGGUACAUGGUGAUGGAAGUGUUUCUCGAUCCCAGUAAAGAUCUUGGCAUGGAUGAACCUGUUAUAAUCACUCAAUUCAAUUUAUCAAAAGCAAUCAAAGACAGCAUUCUCACCAACUUUGGGGAAUGUGGGCUGGCCUCAUCUCUUAAUUCAUUUCAAGUGAAGUAUGUGAAUCCAAUUACGAAAGUUUGCAUCAUUAGAGUUUCAAGGGAGGAGUACCAAAGAGUUUGGGCUGCGAUCACCAUGGUUAGAAGUGUAGGAAACUGUCCUGUGGUUUUCAACCUACUUGAUUUGAGUGGAAGUAUCAAGGCCUGCAAAAAUGCUGCUUUGAAGUGCGAUGAAUUGAAAUUUGAACAGUACAAAUUGCUGGUUGGAGACCGCCUUACACCUGAUUGCCAGCUACGCAUGCAAAACUACCUUGAGAAGAUCAAACUCUUGGAGCAUUGAUGGUGGUCGAUAUUUUUCUAUUUGGUGUAGAUGAUUGAUAAGCCCAGCAUAUGAAGUAGACGAUGAUAGGAUCAACUGGACACCAGUAGAGAACAAAAAGAAGCUAAAUUUUUUGUUCAUUGAACGCUCAAGUCCUGUUAAGUACAUUGUCCCAAACAUGAACUGAGGUUUAUGUCUGUUUUGACUCAUCCGUUUUUGCCAGGAGUUAUCAACCGAAUAUGGCCAUAUCUAUUGCAACUUGUAAUUAAGAAUGCAGGAGAUAAAGGAAUGGAUGCACAAGUUGAAAAUUUGUGUGAUAUCAAAGGCAUCGACUCCACUGUGAAACUUCAGCGGCACGAUUAGUUUUCUGGACCUAACAUAUUAAGAAGUACUAAACGUGGCGUGGAAAGACUUGGUACUUGGAGUGAUCCUAAUAUAGCUAGCAAUUAACACACAAUUGGGAACAACAUUUCAGCUACCAUUAUUAUAGCACAUUUGAUCCUGUUUAAAAGGAUUAUUUUAGAUGUUCUUUCAUGCAGUCAGUGGAUGCGUUUAGCUCAAGAAAAGCUGAACAAAAAUAUUUUAUGUUCAAACAUGGUAUGUAUAUGGACAUCCAAAUAUUCAAUAGAACUUGAAACCUUAUUGUA